This is a messenger RNA of Poecilia latipinna (sailfin molly), 1548 nucleotides long. Its product is annotated as trypsin-like. Gene Ontology annotation, molecular function: serine-type endopeptidase activity. Gene Ontology annotation, biological process: proteolysis. Lineage: Eukaryota; Metazoa; Chordata; Actinopteri; Cyprinodontiformes; Poeciliidae. The record is from RefSeq and is a predicted model, not a curated record.
CGUGUCUGGGCUGGACAAAUAAGAGAUGUAAUGAAAGGUAAGACAACAGAGUUAGAGGUUAAAUAUUCAGCAACAAAUCUAAAAACCCAGUGAUAACACAGUUUCACAGAAAAGAUAAACACUGCUGGUACAAUCCAUAUUCAAUGCAGAUCUUCCUGGGAGAACAUGAUGUACAUGUGUUUUAGGGAACAGAGCGACUCAUGAAGACUGACACCAUCAUCUGGCACCCAAACUAUGACUACCAGACUCUAGACUAUGUCAUCAUGCUGGUCAAGCUCUUCCAUCCAGUGGAGGUGACUGAGGCAGUUGCACCCAUCUCACUACCCACCGGCUGUCCAAUGGGAGGCCUCCCCUGCUCCGUGUCUGGAUGGGGGGACACUGCUAAAGAUGGCGAAGAAGUGAACAUGCCCACCCGUCUGCAGUGUUUGGAUGCACCCAUAGUGGAUGACAAGGACUGUGAAAACGCCUAUCCAGGCAUGAUCACGCGCAGGAUGGUGUGUGCCGGAUACAUGGAUGGAGGCAGAGACGCAUGCAAUGGUGACUCUGGCAGCCCUCUGGUGUGUGUUGGAGAAGUGCAUUGCCUGGUGUCAUGGGGUCAAGGCUGCACUCAGCCCAACUACCCUGGGGUUUAUGUUAAAGUAUGCAAGUUCCUCUACUGGACUGAAGACACUCUUGCAGUCAAUCCUUAAAAAAUAUAUAAAUCCUUCUCCCCUCCUAUCUGAGUUCAUUGACCUUAUGUUCACAAUUUAUGGGUUAUUCUGCUUUCUCUAACUUAUCCUUGUUCUUCUCUUUCAGGUCUCUGAACUCACUUGAGUUUUUUUUUUUCUUUAUAUCAUUUCACACACUUUCUCACAUAUUUUGAAGACGAGAUAUAUCAGAGUUCAAAACACUUUAUCCUCUGAAAGUAAAUACUAAUAAGUCUGAAACAGCUUGAGUGGAACUCAAGCACACUCCAAAAAAAAUAAAAUAAAAUAAAAAAAAAUCACAAGCUUUUUCUUUCAUGUUUUGAAUGUGGCUGAUGGGUGAGGUAGGACUUUUCAUCGUUUACCCAAUGUUUGCUCCUGGCAACCAAUUAGCCUCUUCCAGUGUCUUCAUAAUUUAAUUCAUUUAUAAUUCGAGUCAGUUUUUUCUACAUCUAGGAGGCUGAUUAGAUGAUUUGAUUACAAAGAAGAUGGUGUGCGAGACUACGUUUAGAAGUUGGGGAUGAAUUUACCGUAGUGAUAAUGUCAAUGUGAUUAUUGAACAGCAGGUUGCCACAGAGGGAUUGCCUCCCACUCCUCUUUUCCAGCAGCAGUUCUCAUCGGAAGUUUAUAUUCACACCAUCAUUUACGUGAAGGUCAAAUUAGUUUGUGCCUUUUAAUGAUUUAUUCGGAUCUCUCCGUUUUCACUGUGAGCUGAUAGUUCAGCUUCCACUUGUAUUUGGAUUAUUGACCCUCAGUUGUAGAGGAAGUAGACCCUUUUUGUAGCAAUCAACAUGCCACUGGCAUAGUUUUAGCUGAAAGUUCUUACCACUCAAUUUAUGAAAAAAAAAAAAAAAAAAAAAAAAAA